GCCCAAAAAAAUUCUCCCUUUGGCACUGUAGUAGUUACUGUAACCGCCACAGAUGCUGACGAUGGACAAAAUGGGGACGUGAUGUAUGAAUUCGGACCUAUCUCUAAUGAAUUGAAUUACUUGUUUUCUCUUGACCCUAAAACUGGAGACAUCAGCAUAGCAGGACAGGUGGAUUUCGAAAAAGAGUCGAUUUAUGAGUUGAGUAUCCAAGCCAAAGACGGCUCAGGUUUGACAUCGUUUGCCAACGUGGUCAUAGAAAUUACAGAUAUGAAUGACAAUGCACCAGUAAUAUAUAUCAAAUCACUUAGCAAUCCAAUCCCUGAGAAUGUUUUACUUGGUACAGAGGUGGGCAUAAUUCAAGUACAGGAUAAAGACUCGGAGGGAAAUAGACAGGUCCGCGUCUCCAUUCAACAAAAUGUUCCUUUCAAAUUAAACCCGUCUAUCAAAAACUACUUUUCUCUGGUAACAACUAGUGAAUUGGACCGAGAGAUAAUAUCAGAUUAUAACAUAACUAUCAUUGCCACUGACGAGGGGACUCCACCUUUAUCCUCCUCAAAGAUCAUUCAUUUAUCUGUGUCAGACGUGAACGACAACCCACCUGUGUUUGAAGAACAAUCCUACAGCACCUAUGUGACUGAAAAUAACAAGCCUGGCUUCUCUAUGUGUUCUGUUACUGCCAGAGACCAAGACUGGAGACAGAACGGUAUGGUGGUCUAUUCUCUAUUGCACAGUGAGAUCAACGGUGUUCCGGUGUCCUCAUUUUUAUCCAUCAACGGAGACACGGGGGUAAUCCAUGCUGUGAGAGCAUUUGAUUAUGAGCAGUUUAGGAGCUUCAAAGUCCACGUUGUAGCCAGAGACAAUGGUUCUCCUCCACUCAGCAGUAACGUGACUGUGAGUGUCUUCAUAACAGAUGAGAAUGAUAACUCUCCCCAGAUAUUAUACCCUGCUCCAGCAGGGAACUCCUUGAUGACUGAGAUGGUCCCCAAAGCUGCUCUGGCUGGGUCCCUGGUUUCCAAGGUGAUAGCUGUGGAUGCUGACUCUGGACAGAACGCUUGGCUGUCAUAUCAGAUCGUGAAAUCGAUUGAUCCGGGACUUUUCACUAUUGGUCUCCACAGUGGAGAGAUCAGGGCACAGCGGGACAUUUCUGAUUCUGACAGUAUGAAGCAGAACCUUGUUAUAUCAGUGAAAGAUAACGGACAGCCCUCUCUCUCUACAACCUGUGAUGUAUAUUUACUCAUAUCAGAUAACUUGGCUGAAGUUCCAGAACUGAAAGACAUGGCUUAUGAGGAUAGUUCCAAACUAACUUCCUAUUUGAUCAUCGGUCUGGUCUCUGUCUCCACCUUUUUCCUGACUUUCAUUAUUCUCAUCCUGGCCGUGAGGUUCUGCCGCAGUAGAAAGCCUAGAAUGUUGUUUGAUGGAGCAGUCGCCAUUCCUAGCGCGUAUUUCCCUCCCAACUAUGCAGAGGUGGAUGGAACUGGAACUCUGCGCAGUUCUAACAAUUAUGACGCAUACCUGACAACGGGCUCACGCACCAGUGACUUUAAGUUUGUCAGAUCUUACAAUGACAACACGCUGCCUGCUGACCAGACACUGAUGAACAACCUAAAUUAACCUUUUGGAGAAAACAUUAUCACGUUCAUCACCGUGGGGGAGUGUGAGGUGAGAUUUCAUAGCUUGUGAAAAACUGAAAUGCUUUUGAUCCAAUCGUGAAGCUGUCUAACUAACCAUGUGCAUAUAUCUCAUGUAUCUGUACAACUAACCAUGUGCAUAUAUCU
Salvelinus fontinalis (brook trout) is the source of this 1775-nucleotide messenger RNA. RefSeq names its product protocadherin gamma-A12-like. The record is from RefSeq and is a predicted model, not a curated record. Gene Ontology annotation, biological process: homophilic cell-cell adhesion. The transcript has a single exon. The coding region runs from base 82 to 1611 and encodes 509 amino acids. Gene Ontology annotation, cellular component: plasma membrane. Gene Ontology annotation, molecular function: calcium ion binding. Lineage: Eukaryota; Metazoa; Chordata; Actinopteri; Salmoniformes; Salmonidae.